Messenger RNA from Lepus europaeus (European hare), 3949 nucleotides. RefSeq names its product crooked neck pre-mRNA splicing factor 1 (gene CRNKL1). Gene Ontology annotation, cellular component: post-mRNA release spliceosomal complex; precatalytic spliceosome; Prp19 complex. The transcript has 14 exons. Lineage: Eukaryota; Metazoa; Chordata; Mammalia; Lagomorpha; Leporidae. Gene Ontology annotation, biological process: mRNA splicing, via spliceosome; spliceosomal complex assembly. The coding region runs from base 115 to 2178 and encodes 687 amino acids. Gene Ontology annotation, molecular function: protein binding. The record is from RefSeq and is a predicted model, not a curated record.
GCUUCCGGGAAUCCGUCGGUCUGUGGGGAAGCUUUUGUGGUGUAGGCGAGCCUUGGGGAGCCGUGUCUGUCGUCGGCAAGGGGAGCUGGUCUCCCGAGGUCCGCUGCUGCAGACAUGGCGGCGUCCACCGCGGCUGGGAAGCAGCGAAUUCCUAAAGUGGCCAAGGUCAAAAACAAAGCUCCCGCUGAAGUACAGAUAACUGCUGAACAACUCUUAAGAGAAGCGAAAGAAAGAGAACUUGAGCUGCUUCCACCUCCACCUCAGCAGAAGAUCACAGAUGAAGAAGAAUUAAACGAUUACAAACUAAGGAAAAGGAAGACUUUUGAAGAUAACAUAAGAAAAAACAGGACUGUAAUUAGUAACUGGAUAAAAUACGCACAAUGGGAGGAGAGUCUGAAGGAGAUUCAAAGGGCUCGCUCCAUAUACGAGCGUGCUUUAGAUGUGGACUACCGAAAUAUUACACUCUGGCUAAAGUACGCAGAAAUGGAAAUGAAAAAUCGCCAGGUCAACCAUGCCCGUAAUAUCUGGGACCGGGCCAUCACGACUCUGCCCAGAGUCAACCAGUUCUGGUACAAGUACACAUACAUGGAGGAGAUGCUGGGGAACAUCGCGGGUGCUCGCCAGGUGUUUGAGCGCUGGAUGGAGUGGCAGCCCGAGGAGCAAGCCUGGCACUCCUACAUCAACUUCGAGCUGAGGUACAAAGAGGUGGAGCGAGCCCGCACCAUUUAUGAACGAUUCGUCCUCGUGCACCCUGAUGUUAAGAACUGGAUCAAAUAUGCCCGCUUUGAAGAAAAACAUGCUUAUUUUGCCCACGCACGGAAAGUGUACGAGAGAGCUGUUGAGUUCUUCGGAGAUGAGCAUAUGGAUGAACAUCUUUACGUUGCCUUUGCCAAAUUUGAAGAAAACCAGAAAGAAUUUGAAAGGGUGCGAGUGAUCUACAAGUAUGCCCUGGAUAGAAUUUCAAAACAAGAGGCCCAAGAGCUCUUUAAGAACUACACCAUCUUUGAGAAGAAGUUUGGUGACAGGCGCGGUAUUGAAGACAUCAUUGUGAGCAAACGGAGAUUCCAGUAUGAGGAAGAAGUGAAGGCCAAUCCGCACAAUUACGACGCGUGGUUUGAUUACUUGCGCUUGGUGGAGAGCGAUGCAGAAGCAGACACAGUGCGGGAAGUCUAUGAGCGAGCCAUUGCCAACGUGCCUCCCAUUCAGGAGAAGAGGCACUGGAAGCGCUACAUCUACCUGUGGAUCAACUACGCCCUCUAUGAGGAGUUGGAGGCCAAGGAUCCUGAGAGGACAAGACAGGUGUAUCAAGCCUCUUUGGAAUUAAUUCCUCACAAGAAGUUCACAUUUGCCAAAAUGUGGUUAUAUUACGCGCAGUUUGAAAUAAGACAGAAAAAUUUACCAUUUGCCAGAAGAGCUUUGGGAACGUCCAUAGGCAAAUGUCCAAAGAACAAGUUAUUCAAAGGUUACAUAGAAUUGGAGCUGCAGCUUCGAGAAUUUGACAGAUGCCGGAAGCUUUAUGAAAAGUUUCUGGAAUUUGGACCCGAAAAUUGUACCUCAUGGAUUAAAUUUGCAGAAUUAGAGACAAUCCUUGGUGAUAUUGAGAGAGCUCGGGCAAUCUACGAAUUAGCCAUCAGUCAGCCACGCCUGGAUAUGCCAGAGGUGCUCUGGAAGUCUUAUAUUGACUUUGAAAUCGAGCAGGAGGAAACCGAAAGAACACGAAAUCUGUACCGACAGUUGCUUCAGCGGACACAGCACGUCAAGGUGUGGAUCAGUUUUGCUCAAUUUGAGUUGUCUUCAGGGAAAGAAGGAAGUUUGACUAAAUGCCGACAGAUUUACGAAGAGGCUAACAAAACCAUGCGGAACUGUGAAGAAAAGGAAGAGAGGCUUAUGCUGCUGGAAUCUUGGCGAAACUUUGAAGAUGAAUUUGGAACUGUAGCAGAUAAGGAGAGAGUAGACAAACUCAUGCCAGAGAAGGUCAAGAAGAGAAGAAAGGUCCAGGCCGAUGAUGGGUCCGAUGCAGGCUGGGAAGAAUACUACGAUUACAUCUUUCCAGAAGAUGCUGCCAACCAGCCCAACCUCAAGCUGCUGGCCAUGGCCAAGCUGUGGAAGAAACAGCAACAGGAAAAGGAGGCUGCAGAGCAAGACCCAGAUAAGGACAUGGAUGAGAGGGACCCCUGAUUUUUUCUGCAUACUGAUAAAUGUUUUAUUAUUUUUAUAAAUUAAUAGCUUGGAACUGUUGGUGACUCCCAAAGUUUUUUUAUAUAUAUUUUACCAGUACAGAAUUGACUGGAAUCCGACAGAUACUUUUUGAAUGAUUUUUAAAAUGCUCUUGGAUUGGAAAGGUAUUUUUUAAUGGCUCUUUUUUCUUUAUACAACUGAGUCCAAACUUUUCUGAUGUUUGUCCAUGUCAUGCACUAGGAAAUGUAAUUAACCAUCUAUUUUAGAUGGACCUGCAGACUUGUACUUUUGUGUUGGAAGUUUUUGUGCUAUUUCCUGUGCCGUUUUCUUGCGCAUGUCUGUGUAAGUAUAUUUCAGGUGUUCAUCUGAGACCUAUAGCUUUCCUGGCCUCUGAGUCACAGGCUUCAGGUCUCAGCACCACUAGUAAUUUAACUUUUAUUUUCGGUUUCCUCACUCAUAAAUGGGCUAAUACUUUGACAGCUUAUUUUGAAGGUUACCAUAGAAAAGGAAUAUACCUGGCACAUAGUAAGUGCUCAAUAAAAUGUUGCCAGCCACUUUUUUUGUAGAACUGAAUGUACUUGGAUUAACUUCUGGCUACCACUACCUUCUUACUAGUGGCCAGAGGUAUAGGGCUUUUUUGAAAGCUUGGAAACUAAGUUCUCUUAGCGGGCUGUAUUAUCUUCUGACACAUUAAACCCCCUGGGUUUGAGCAAGCAUAAAAACCCUUUAAAAUAACUACUUGCUAAAUAAUGAAACGUAAAUAGCACAAGAAUGAUAAUAUAUCUGGUGAUAUGUCGCUCACAUUCUUAAGCAAAAAACAUAUGCUUAGGUGGACUGGAGAAAUUGUUUCAUUUAACCUGGACCACAUUUCUCAAGCAUUUUGUUCUGUUCACUGUGGCUCCAGUGCUAUAGUCACUGGACAGUGUCAGCCUGAGGUAUGUGUGGCUUCUGGCUCUUGCUUGCUGAGGUCUGUCUUGUCAGUAAAAAGGAAAAUAGAUUACAGUCUCUGUUGGCUAAGUCUGCAGAGAGAGCAGAGUAUGGACGUGUAAUCAGUAGCUGUUUUGUACACACAAGACAGAAACUGAUGACCAUGUUCGCAUAAUAAGCAGUGCCAGUAUGAAAUGCUUGGAGGAAGAAGUUACUCUUUCAUGGAAGAAUACUUCUCAUCUACCCUAAUAAGUCCUUUCAAAAGUAAAAGGUUUUUAGUAACUACUACUUCUGUAUUUCUUUAGUUGCUUCUCUAUUAAUUUAUUAUUUACAGGUGAGAAAAUUUUGUGUGAAAAAUGCAUGGUUGGCUGUUGAUCAAGUUUCUUUAGGAAUUGGGUUCUUUUUCCUCUUACAUAGUAAGUUCUUCCCAGUUACCAAAUAUAUAAAAUGUGUAAGAAGGAAGCUUAAGUAUGCUGAGCAGGGAUUAUUUCAAGGAUGCAUCGGAACCACGUUUUAUAGAGUGGCAUUUGGUGCAGUUCACACACUACUUAAGGGGGCCCGCACUCUCGAUUCCACUUUCUGCCACUGCAGAGGCUGGGAGGCGGCAAGUGACAGUUCAGGUGGUUGCGUGCUUGCCACCCACACAGCAGACCUUGGGUUGAAUGCCUGGCCCCUGACUUCAGCCUGGCACAGCCCCAAGCUCCUGCAGGCAUUUAGGAGAUUUUUGCAUGUCCCUUUUAAGGAGUUUACCACAGUGCAGACAAAAACAACACAUGCUAAAUGAUGACCUUUAACAAAUCUGGUUAAGUUUUAUAAAUGGCCAACAAACAUCCAUAGAACCAAC